AUGUUGCAGCAAACGGAACUAGCACAAACCGCUAGCGCGCCAAAUAUAUUCCAGCAAAACUGUAUUGCUGAAUUUUCGCCUCAAAAAGAGCAAUGGACUUUGUGGAAUAAGAGAUUGGAAAUUUAUUUUGCCGAAAUUAAUUGUACGAAUGAGAACAUAAAAAAAGCUUCUUUAUUAAAAAAUAUCGGAUCAGCUUCAGAUGAACUAUUACAUAACUUAUGCAGUCCAGCAUCACCUAUAUCGAAAACAUAUAAAGAGUUGUGUGCAAUCUUAAAAACACAAUAUACACCACCAACUAUAAUUUUUAGAGAACGUAAAAUCUUUCAUAGUGCAGUGCAGUCAGAAAUAGAAACGGUAUCAGAGUGGUAUGCAAGAGUAAAAAAGUUAGCGUUAACAUGUAAGUUUGGAGAGAACUUAUCAGCUUUUAUUCUGGAUCGGUUCAUCAUGGGCAUAAAAAACAAAAUUUUUGAAAGACUAUGUGAGGAAGAUGAGAAUCUCACAAUUGAACAGGCACUCAGAAAAGCACUUAUUAUAGAGCUUAGGCUCAGUGAGCAAAAAAGUUAUGGAGAAAAUGUUAAUUACAUAAAUAAUAAUAAUGAUGUAAAACCUAAGUACAACAAAACAAAUGGGAGUUACAAAAAUAUCCCUAACAAGAAUAUUCCUAACAAAGUGCAAAACAAUAAAUCAACUAAAACUUUUCAACCGUGUGCACAUUGUGGUUGGCGAAACCAUGUUUCGAAUGAAUGCUAUUAUAAGUCAUGUAAAUGUCAUCAGUGUGGAAGAAUUGGACAUCUAUCUUCGAUUUGUAAAAAAAAUACUAAAGUUGUAAAUAAAGUAUCUAGUAUAAAAGUUAAAGAUCAUAUUGAUAAUAGGUUUUGUAUUUACAGCAUUAAUCAGAAAGGUGAGGAUUCAACAGAAUUGUACUCGGUGACGAUUAAUUUUAAUGGAAUUUCGAUGGAUGUUGUCUGCGACUCAGGUGCUCCAUGUAGUUUAAUACCCAAAUAUAUAUUAAACAGGUGCAACAAAACAGUAAGUCUUAAAAAUUGUAUUGAUCCGUAUGUUGAUUACAAUGGUAAUCAUAUUAAAGUACUAGGUGAAUAUUUCGAAAAUAUUGAGUAUAAUGGUAUAAAUAAGAAAAUUAAGUUAGUAGUUACUAACAAUAAUAGUUCUCCUUUGUUAGGCAGGAAUUUUUUAAGAGCCUUUGGGUUUGAACUUAUUCAAGUAAAUUCUAUUAAUUGUUCUAGUCAAUAUGCUAUUUUUAUUGAACAAAUUAAAAAUGAAUUUAUUGAGAUUUUUGAUGGUGAUAUAGGUACAUAUAAACUAGCCAGAAUUUCUUUACCAAUGGAAAAAGAUUUCAAACCAGUUUUUUUUAAACCACGACCAGUCCCAUUAGCAUGGAAAAGUAAAAUUGAAAGUAAUUUAAGAGAGUUAAUUGCUAAAGAUAUUUUAGAACCAAUAAAUAAUGCAGAAUGGGGUACACCUUUAGUUCCCAUCUUAAAACCGAAUGGUGAUAUUAGAAUAUGUGGCGAUUAUAAAGUCACGAUCAAUAAACAUCUAUCAGAUUUUAAAUACCCGUUACCCCGCAUUGAUGAAAUUUUUGCAUCACUUCAAGGGGGUGAACUGUUUUCGAAACUUGAUUUGUUAAAUGCGUACAAUCAACUUGUACUUGAUGAUAAAUCUCAGCUCUUAUGUACGUGGUCAACACAUAUUGGUACUCUAAAAAUGAAACAUUUACCUUUUGAAUUUGUUUGGUCUGAACAAUGUGAUAAAACGUAUGAAAUGAUAAAAAAGGAUAUAACUUCGGAUAAAGUGUUAGUACACUUUAAUCCUAAAUUGCCAAUUGUCCUUACAACAGAUGCUUCUAAUAAAGCUGUAGCUGGCAUAUUAUCGCAUAAGUUUUCUGAAGAUAAAAUAAAACCAAUUGCAUUUGUGUCUAGAGCUUUAUCUAAAGCUGAACAAAAUUAUAGCACACUAGAAAAAGAAGCAUUAGCCAUAAUAUUUUGUGUAAGUUUACCAAUUAUGGCAGCUGCACGCAUGCAAAGAUGGGCAUUCAUACUAUCUGGUUUUAAUUAUAAAAUUGAGUAUGUCAAGGGACACACUAAUGAUGCGGAUAAUUUAUCACGCAUACCUCAAGCAAUACAUCGCGAUCAGGAUGAGGGAAGCUCAUUCAUAAAUUAUAUUCAAAGUGAAAAUAUUUUAAGCAUUGACUUUAAGGAUAUAGCUCGCGAAACAAGACGCGAUCCAAUACUCUCUAAAGUAUGUGAUGCUGUAAGAAAAGGAAUAGUCAAAACUUUAAAAGAUGAAAAAUUUACGGCUUUUACAAGCAAAGAUACAGAAUUAACAGUAGACCAAGAUUGCUUACUUUGGGGGUAUCGAGUUAUAAUUCCAUUGAAGCUUAGGACAUCCAUUUUACAAUCACUACAUGAAUCUCACUUAGGCAUAGUCAAGACCAAAUCACUAGCAAGAUCCUUUGUAUGGUGGCCAAAACUUGAUAGGGACAUAGAAAAUUUAAUUAAAUCAUGUCUUCCUUGCCAAAAACUAUUGCCAAGUCCGGAGAAAAGUAAACUGAUUCCAUGGACGGUAACGAAUACUGUCUGGCAAAGAAUUCAUAUUGACUUUGCGGGUCCAAUUAAGAACUAUCAUCUUUUUGUCAUAAUUGACUCUUUUUCAAAAUGGGUCGAAGUUUUCAAAACAAAAGAUAUCACAUCUAAUUUUGUAAUCACUAAGUUAAGAGAAACUUUUUCACGUUUUGGUAUUGCUGAAACUUUACUUAGUGAUAAUGGCAGACAAUUUGUCUCCGAAGAGUUUAAAAAUUUUGUUAAUAACAACAAAAUUAAUCACAUUUUGACUGCUCCUGGUCAUCCAUCAACUAAUGGCCAAGCAGAAAAUUUUAUUAAAAGUUUAAAAAAAUCUCUCUAUGCCACUUUAAAUGAUGAAUCCCCGGCACAAAUUUUCCUGGGAAUAUCAAUAAGAACCAGAUUUGAUCUUAUAAAACCUCCUCUUGUUAGGGAUAGAAUUAUUCAAAAACAAAGAAAGAGUGUUUCAAAUUAUAGAGGGAAGAGAAAUGAACAAUUUGAGAUAGGUCAAAAUGUAUAUGUACGUGACUAUUCGAACGUAAAUAAAAAAUCGUGGAUUCCUGCAAUAAUCAAAGACAAACUGGGCCCACGUUUAUAUUGUUGCAUUAUGUCUAACAACAGAGUCAUUAAGAGACAUCUGGAUCAAAUAAAAUCAGGGCCAGGAGAAAGUCUGGUCGCACACAACAGUUCAGUAGAUGUUCAAGAUGUUUGGAGUUAUAGUCCAUCAUGUUCAAAUAUAGACACUCUGAGUACAAACGUUGAGCCUUCACAAUAUGAUAAAGAAAUACAAGCAUUAGGUUUAAGUAACAAGGAUUAUAGUGUAGAUAUACAAAAUGUUAAAACUGAUUUAUCUGAUGAAAAUGUAAUUGAUGAAAAUGUAGUAUCUGAUGAAAAUGUAAACAAAACUAAAAAAAUAAAUAGUAGUCAAGAUAUAUGUAUGAGGGAAACUAGAUCUAAAUCUAAACAAAAGAAUAAAAAUUGA
Messenger RNA from Teleopsis dalmanni, 3558 nucleotides. RefSeq lists its product as uncharacterized. The transcript has 5 exons. Gene Ontology annotation, biological process: DNA integration. Gene Ontology annotation, molecular function: zinc ion binding; nucleic acid binding. Lineage: Eukaryota; Metazoa; Arthropoda; Insecta; Diptera; Diopsidae. Bases 1 to 3558 code for a protein of 1185 amino acids. The record is from RefSeq and is a predicted model, not a curated record.